ACUAAAUUGAAACUUUAAUACCUUCAUAUAUAAAUAAAUAUGUCCAAUGAAGGCAAUCUUCCUGUUGUUGUGUUUGUCUUGCUCUCAAUUGUGGGUGGGCAAAGCAACGCCAUAGACUGCAACAACGCCAGAGGUGAAUGUAAGGAGCUGCAAUAUUGCCCUUCUCUAUACAUAUCCAAAAUCGAUACAAACUCCAUACUUUUUUGUGAUAAAUCGAAGGGUAUCGUCUGCUGUCCACGAACGGAGUUUGCCUUUGAGCUACAAAGUCAGGUCACUGAUACAGAUACAUACGCUGAAAAGGCAUGUUCUGAGUAUGCAAAGUUUGCGCCCAGUUCUUGUUCAGAACCACUGAUUUAUGGAGGUGUGAAAGCCAAGCCAAAGGAAUUCCCCUCGAUUGCACUGCUUGGAUCAAAAGAUAAUACCGGACAGAUAGAUUGGUACUGUGGUGGCACUUUGAUAAGCAGACGCUUUGUCGUUACGGCAGCGCAUUGUUUCCGAAUUGCCAGUAGCCUAAACAUCGUACGCUUGGGCGAAUUGGAUUACAGUACUACGAAUGAUGCCACACAAACACAAGAUUUCAAUGUAUUACAUGCAGUUUUACAUCCAAGCUACAAUUUGGAUCGGUACAAUGAUAUUGCACUGAUCGAACUCGACCACGAUGCAAUACUUAAUGAGUAUGUCAUUCCGGCCUGCUUGCCAUCAAAAACUGCUAGGUAUAAAAACUUCACAGCUGUUGGUUGGGGUAAAACCGAAAGAGGCAUCUCAUCGCCACAUCUGCUCAAGGUAGCAUUGGAUUUGUUUACCGGCGACCAAUGUACUACAUCUGUACCGGUAGAAGAAAAUCUCGAAAUGGGCCUUAAAGAACGCACUCAAAUCUGUGCUGGCAGUUAUCAGCAUGGUAUUGACACAUGCAACGGUGACUCUGGUGGACCGCUUUAUGUGCAGCAUAAAAAAUAUCCUUGCAUGUUGCAAGUAGCCGCCAUUACUUCGUUUGGUUAUGUGCAAUGUGGCACAGCUGGCAUCCCUAGUAUCAAUACGAAGGUGAACUUGUAUUUAGACUGGAUUGAGAAUGUGGUGUGGAAUGCGAGCCCAUUGUAAAAAUAAAGCAAAAACUUAAACAGAUCUUUUAGUUUUCUAAAAUCCAA
Messenger RNA from Bactrocera tryoni, 1145 nucleotides. RefSeq names its product serine protease snake-like. The transcript has 4 exons. NCBI's taxonomy places the organism in Eukaryota, Metazoa, Arthropoda, Insecta, Diptera, Tephritidae. Gene Ontology annotation, biological process: proteolysis. Bases 40 to 1098 code for a protein of 352 amino acids. The record is from RefSeq and is a predicted model, not a curated record. Gene Ontology annotation, molecular function: serine-type endopeptidase activity.